Molecule: messenger RNA, 3899 nt
Organism: Phlebotomus papatasi
Lineage: Eukaryota; Metazoa; Arthropoda; Insecta; Diptera; Psychodidae
Gene: CAH9
Product: carbonic anhydrase 2
Exons: 3
Coding region: 512-1465 (317 amino acids)
Cellular component (GO): cytoplasm
Molecular function (GO): carbonate dehydratase activity; zinc ion binding
Source: RefSeq, a predicted model, not a curated record
UCUGUCCUCCCACUCUUCCAUAGAACAUUCUUUUUGGGUGAUCUCUGUGACUUUUAUUUUCUUCUUGACAUCCCCACUUUGUGUCCAGGGUGAUUUGAAUGCUUAGCAGGUGCUUAUGGUUAAGAGAAGCCCCCAAUGAGAUUUUCUUUCAAAGCAUUCUGGGAGGGCGUAGAACGGCAAAGAGGCAAAAAUUAUCAAUUGAGAAAAUUUGAGUUUUUUUUUUGGUGGGGAGAGAGAGAAGCACUUGUAUAUAAAAUUGUGAUGUGUCAAUUGCAUUGCCAUUCUAUCGGAUUUCGCAGUGAGUUUCUUUUUAGUGAUGUGAGUGAUAAGUGAGUGAAGAAAAAUUAGAGUGAAUGGCAAUUCUUUUUUUGCUAAUUGACAAAUUACAGAUAUUAUUACAAAUUACUGGAAUCAUAAACAAAAUAUUGGAACAGUGAAAAUUACUAAAUAGAAUUGUAAAGUGUGACUAUUUUUUUGGUGAAAAAAAGGUGGACUAAUAAAAAAAGUGACAAUGAAAAUUUACGGAUCACAUCAAUGGCUUCAUUUGUUAAGCCUAUUUAUUCUAGUUCAAGUAUUUGAAGGUGAUUGCCAUCGAUUUGGAUAUACUCAAGCUGAACAGAGAAGAUGGGCUAAAAAACAUGGAUAUUGUGCGGGGAAAUAUCAAUCACCUAUUGCAAUAAAUUCGAGAAAAGCAAUUCACUUAACAAUGCCAGCGUUGGAACUUGUAGGGUAUCAUAAUUUGCUCCCAGGUCCGAUUUUAAUUCAUAACAAUGGGCAUUCGGUAUCCUUGACAAUUCCCAAGCCAUCAAAAGCUCAGGUGGACAUGGGAGUUGAGCAUCCGUACAUUUUUGGUGGGAAACUCAAGAAUCAGUACGAACUGGAGGGAUUGCAUUUCCACUGGGGAGAUAAGAAUAAUCGAGGUGCUGAGCAUGUUCUCAAUGACAUUCGAUAUCCCAUGGAAAUGCAUAUAAUUCAUCGGAAUCGAAAGUACAAGGAUGUAGCUGAAGCUCUGAAAUAUGGAGAUGGAUUGACAGUUUUGGGCUUUUUCUAUCAAAUUCACGAAUACGACAGUCCAGAUUUGGCCACAAUUGUCAAGAAUUUGAGUCCAGUUUCUGAUUUUGAUAGGACUUACUCCCUGAAUUUCACCUUUUCCCUCUCAUCGCUUAUCUCAACCGUUAGUACAGAACGUUUUUACACGUACAAAGGAUCACUGACAACACCACCCUGUUCUGAGGCCGUAACAUGGAUUCUCUUCCCUGAUCCACUUCCUGUUUCAGUUGCGCAAAUGAAUAAAUUCCGUCAGCUAUCAAAUGGCAUCGAGGGAUCAGUUCUUGUGGACAACUAUCGGGCUCUUCAACCCCUCGGAAAUCGACGAGUUUUUGUCCGGAAAGUCAACGAAAGGAAUACUCAUCUGAAUACAAUUGAUAAGAAUCUGCACUACAAUAAAUGGGAUUGGCUGUAUUGAUUUAAAAUUUGAUCUAUUUAAAAAAGUGACGAAAAUACAUUGAUUUUUGCAAGGAAACUCAGAAUUGUAGAUAAUGAUAUUACUUUUUUUUGUUAAGGGUGGGAAAAUGUGCAAUGAAAGAGCAGAGAUGGGAAAUGUUUAUGACCUCUCAAGAGAGCCAACAUUAUCUUUAUGAUUUUUCGGGAUCAAUUAAAUGACAAUAUUUUGUCUGGCUGACUUUGUGAAGUUGUAAAACCAAAAAAUUUUAUAGUCUAAUUCAGUUGCUGAUAAGAACUUUUUUCUUUAAAAUGCACAGAGUUAACAACUUGAACGUGAUCAAUUGUUGAUUAGCUGUGCGAUUAAGAUAUCUGUGGAAAACUUAUUGUUAAUAAAAAGAGCUUGGGGCAGCUUCGUACAGAAAUUACGGAUUUGCAUUUUAGUACAAUUUUUAGUACAUGCAUUUUAGUACAAUACACAGUUAAAGUAAGACAAAAACUUCCUACAUCCUUUUUAUGAUGUUAGUUCGAAUGAAAAACGAAAAUCUUUCUCUUGAACAUUUAGCUGAGUUUUUUAGCACAUGACUGUUCUCAAAUGGCUCUGCUUAAUCGACUUUUAUAUUUGGAUUGGUGUCUGCCCACUGAGAAAAAAAAUAGUGUGCGAUUAACUUUUUUUCCUCAUAACUAACACUUUUUAAGUGUUAAAAUAUAUCAACAUUUUUUAAUGUUAAUUUUACACCUUUGUAAGGGUAAAAUUAACAUCAAAAAGGGUAACUUUAACCCCUAAUACACUUAAAAAGCAUAAUAUUUACACCGAUUUCGUAUCAAUAAUGCAGGGUAAAAUUAACAUUUCCGGAAUGUUAUUUUAACUUUUUCGGAUUUCUCUCACUCAGUGUCAGAACUAUUUCGUGGUUUUAAAACACGACGAGGACUGGAGAAAACAGUCGAGACAAGAAUUAACAUAAUGAAAAGUCGAUAAUGCAGAAGCACUGGGGAAUACUACUCCUGAACAUUUUUUAUAUUUCUUAAUGAAACAGUGAAUAAUUCUAUUGAUUUAGAAGAAGUAAAAAAGAAUUUCGUCAGUCCAAAAACAAGCGUUUAUGUAGCACUCUUCGGAAAACGAUCCAGUUACCCCAUCUUACUAUAUUUUGAGAUAAUUUUUUUUAAAAAAUAUUUCAUAUCUUUUUUUUAUAAUUUAAAAUUCUGAAAAUAAUUAUAAAAUUUAAAAAAAAAAUCAAGUUUAAUUUGCAGAAAUACACUUUAAGAGAUUUUUUGUGUGUGUAACCUAAUACCGGCUACGGCUUCCGACCUAAGGUUUAGCCAUAGGGCUGAACUUUUCUAAAUUCCCAUCUAGUAAGAUUAUUGAGAAAAUUUUGACUUAAAAUUAGGGCAGAUGAUCCAUUAGACUUUGUAAAACUAGUAAAAUUGCUUGUUAUUCAGAAUUUCGAGCGACGGGGGAAUUGGGCUAAACGGGCUAAACUUUUAGUGUAAUACGGGCUUCAGACCUAAGGCUUAGCCAUAUGGCUUAGCUGCUCUAAUUUCUUAUCAAUCACGACUUUUGGAAAAAUUUAACUUAGAAUUGGAUUUUUGAAGAUAAAUGACCUAUUAGUUUCUCAAAAACCAAUACAAUGGCUCGCUAUUGAGGAUUUUGAGACUUUCGGGAAUUGGGCUAAACCUGAACUCUGAAGACCGCAUAAGGCCGGCUUAAGAGAAUCUACGUUCACAAAACUUUCAAUACAAGAAUGUCAAACUCCUAUCACUUCCUUUGAAUUUCAAAGGUGUUGCGAGAAAGCUUUAAAUUCCAAACCUUUUUAAGAAGUGAAAUUAUGAAAUAUUAAGAGUAAUCUGAGCUAAUUUUUUUUUUAGUUUUUCAUUAAAUAUUUAAGGUCCUUGUCUCAAAAUUGGGAAGGCCUUUGCUAUUGAAAAACAAAAACGUUUUGUAAAGUUUCACUGAACUUUAUUUAGUUUAUCUUCUGGGAAUUGAGCAAACCAAGACGUAUAAUUCUGCCCCAAUUUCCCUUUUAGAGAGAUAUAGACUUUGUUGAAAGUUUCUAUAAAUUCUACUUAAACUAUUCCAGAAAGUUUUUAACUCUUCCAAACAAGGUCAGUCGGUGGUUUGAAAACGUGUUCAGUUCAAUAUAGUACUAAAAAAAAAAAUUUAUUUUCAAGGUCUUUAAUAAGUUUACCUUACAUAAAAAAGUUAUUAUAAUGAGUAUUUUAAAUCUUAUGCUCCUCACAGAAACUUAUCAAUUAUUGUACUAAGCCUAUCUUCAAUUUUGUGAGUAUUGUUAGAGAGUAUGGAAGUAAAUUUUAAGAAAUUUGUUGAUUGUGUAAAGUAAUAAUCUCUGCAAAAAUUUAUCGAUUUUCGUCUCAAUAAAAAUUAAUUGUUAAAAAAUAAUGUAAAUAAAAUCAAAUGAUCACUAAAAUGAUUUUAGAGAUCAGAAUGUCCCAGAGUUAAA